Messenger RNA from Etheostoma cragini (Arkansas darter), 2869 nucleotides. It is a transcript of the gene phc2b, whose product is annotated as polyhomeotic homolog 2b (Drosophila). Bases 56 to 2536 code for a protein of 826 amino acids. Gene Ontology annotation, cellular component: nucleus; PRC1 complex. Gene Ontology annotation, molecular function: zinc ion binding; protein binding. The transcript is spliced from 13 exons. The record is from RefSeq and is a predicted model, not a curated record. NCBI's taxonomy places the organism in Eukaryota, Metazoa, Chordata, Actinopteri, Perciformes, Percidae.
GUUCCAGCAGGCGUUACACAGACAGCCUAACACAGCAGCACAGUACCUGCAGCAGAUGUAUGCUGCUCAGCAGCAGCACCUGAUGUUACAGACCGCGGCCCUCCAGCAGCAGCACAACCUUAGCACCGCUCAGCUCCAGAGCCUGCAGGCCAGUCUCGCAGCUGGCCGGCAAAGCUCCUCACAGAACGGCACUUCAUCCCAGCAAACCGGAUCGACUCAGGCUACGAUCAACCUGACCACCUCCCCGGCAGCAGCUCAGCUGAUCAGCCGGGCCCAGAGCAUUAGUUCCACCCCCAGCAGUAUUUCCCAGCAGGCUGUUCUGCUGGGCAGCCCAUCUAGCACCACGCUCACGGCCAGCCAGGCACAGAUGUACCUGCGCGCACAGAUGGCCCAGCAGAGUAAUCUGGUGCAGGUGGCCCGGAGCCUGGGCCGGGCUGUUCCUCUGUCCCCGCAGCUCAUCUUUACUCCAACGGCCACAGUGACUGCUGUCCAGUCGGAGAGCUCCACGCAGGCCUCCUUACAGAAUCAGGUCCAGAACCUUGUCAUCCGUGGCCAGCAGGGGGCAGCCACCUCCUCCUCUCAGACUCAGACCCUGCAGGCUCUCAGUCUGAAGCAGAGCCCUGUGCCCAUCCAGCCCGCCUCACUGAUCAAGAAUCCCAGCCAAGUAACGCAGGCGUCCACAGGAGGAAAGGCGGUCUCCUUCGACAGUUCAUCUGAAGCAGGGAAGAAGGGGGACAGCGCAGCAGUCACAGAAGUCCGAGCUAUAAACAUGAGCCGCAGUGUCACAGCUGUCAGUGCUCAGUCCCUGAUUGUUCCAGCAUACACGCAAAUUCAGCCCCACUCCCUGGUUCAGCAGCACAAGCAGCAGCAGCAGUUUGUGGUCCAUCAAAGUCAAGGUUCCCAGAGGACCGCGGGCCAGCUGCUGCAGACGGCCUCCAUUCAACCAUCACAGCACCCUGUCCCUGUUCUGCCCAAACCUGCUCCACACCAGCCCUCCAUGCCCAGCCAGCAGGCCACCAUCUUCCACUCCACCAUCAGCCCCCACGCCCUCCACUCUUCUCUCAACCAUGCCAAAGCUCAGCCCGUCCAACUCACGGCCAUCAACCUUCAAAUACAGCCGACGGCUUCUCGACUGGUUCAGGACAGUAAAGAUAAGCCAACCUCUCUGGUCGUCAGAGAGACAUGUCCAACCCCUGCCACACAGCAACAGCAACAACAGCAACAACAACAGCAACAGCAGCAACAACAGCAACAGCAACAAAAACAACAACAGCUGCAGCAACAACAACAACAACAGCAUCAACAACAACAACAGCUGCAGCAACAACAGCAGCAGCAGCAGCAGCAACAACUACAGCAGCAGCAGCAACAGCAACAACUACAGCAGCAGCAGCAGCAGCAACAGCAACCUGCUCCUUCGCCAUCACAACCCACUAAACCUGUAGAGCAGCCCAAGGUUGCCCCAGCCACCCCAGCUGUUCAUCCACAAGCAGGAAGGGGCUCAGCCAAGAGGCCGAGUGCUGCACCUGGGACCCCACCUCCAGCCAUGACCUCAGGAAAUGAGAACGAGGCACCCACUGUGACGGGCAGCACGCCGCAGAACGGAGAGAACAAACCGCCCCAGGCCAUCGUCAAGCCCCAGGUCCUCACACAUGUCAUCGAGGGCUUUGUCAUCCAGGAGGGAGCGGAGCCAUUCCCUGUGUGUGUGGAGCGUCUGCCCAUUCUUAUCGACAGCCCAAGGAAGCUGGAUCAUCAGCUCUCCUCAGACCCCGACAAAACCCCCGUCAGCAACGCAGCAAACACCGACUCUGAGCCUGAGGACCUGAACCAGUCAGAAAAAGAGCAAGAACCCAAGUUGACAUGUGAAUACUGUGGCUGGGUCGACUUUGCUUACACGUUCAAAGGCUCUAAGAGAUUCUGCUCCAUGGUUUGUGCAAAGAGGUACAACGUGGGCUGUACAAAGCGGAUAGGCCUUUUCCAUCCAGAGAGGAGUAAACCGACCAAUCGCUGGCGUAGAAGAUCUCAAGGCCGCUCUAGUAUAGAGGCAAAGAAGCAGAAACUGUCCCCCUCACCGAAGCAGACUCAGGGCGGGUCUGUAUCCUCACCGCAUCCCUCCCAGCCCAGUCAGGAGGAGUCCAGCCCGUGUUCGGACAUGUCCAGCUAUGAGGAGCCAGCAUCUCCCCUUUCGGCAGCCAGCUCUGGAUCCCUUGCCCCUGCUCCGGCCCCAGCUCAGGUUCCCGUCCACCGGCAUCCGAGCAGGGCUUCGGACCAGGAGAGCUGUGCUGUUAGAGAUGCACCUUCCCUCGGUCAACGCUUCUUACCCAACGACCCCACCAAGUGGAAUGUGGAAGAAGUUUACGAGUUCAUUCGUUCAUUGCCAGGUUGUCAGGAGAUAGCCGACGAGUUUCGCUCUCAGGAGAUUGAUGGACAGGCCUUGCUACUGUUAAAGGAGGACCACCUCAUGAGCACCAUGAACAUUAAACUGGGACCCGCACUCAAAAUCUUCGCACGCAUCAACUUGCUCAAAGAUUCUUAGCAGUACAUUGGUGUGUGUGUGUGUGUGUGUGUGUGUGUGUGUGUGUGUGUGUGUGUGUGUGUGUGUGUGUGUGUGUGUGUGUGUGUGUGUGUGUGUGUGUGUGUGUGUGUGUGUGUGUGUGUGUGUGUGUGUGUGUGUGUGUGUGUGUGUGUGUGUGUGUGUGUGUGUGUGUGUGUGUGUGUGUGUGUGUGUGUGUGUGUGUGAGAAGAGCAGUGUAAAACUAAAUGAUAACAGACUGACUGCACUAUGACCUUUCCUUCUUUCUACUACUGAACUGGUUCCCUAAAAUCUUACUUUAGCUUGCUCUCAUAUCCACUUGCAUCUGCUCAAUAA